This is a messenger RNA of Pecten maximus, 1521 nucleotides long. RefSeq lists its product as uncharacterized. The transcript has 2 exons. The record is from RefSeq and is a predicted model, not a curated record. Bases 1 to 1521 code for a protein of 506 amino acids. NCBI's taxonomy places the organism in Eukaryota, Metazoa, Mollusca, Bivalvia, Pectinida, Pectinidae.
AUGGACUGGUCAAAAACAAGUUUGUUUAAUGGUGUUGCCAUCGUCGUACUUCUAGGAAUCCUUCAGGGAUGUGUCCUAGAAUCGCCUGCUCAAACCAUUGUUACUUUGAUUCUGGGUGGUCACACACGCAAACUGAAGAAAAAUGCGGAUUUUGAACACCUCACUCUUGUUCUAAAUUACAAUCUCCUCGCCACCAAUCGCGAAGAGAUCGAGGAAUGUAUGCAGAUGAUGUAUACAGCUUAUAUGGGUAACCUCGCUCCAAAUGUUUCUGCUGUUCUUGUCAGCGCGACUGGGGACGAGGAACUAAAAGACUACGAACUCUUUAUGCGUGACGUUUACCGGGUCAUGAUCUUUGAUGAACUUUACACGGAAGGAUUAGCAUAUGCUCGUGAAGAUUAUCUCCAUGUCGAUAAAUAUAGAUUUUUGUAUAUGUGGCGUCACUUCCGGCACAUAGAUUCUGUGUUCUUCAUCCGGAAGUAUCUAUACGAGGUUUGUGAUAGAUAUAGUAAAGAGUUUAUGCUCGUUCAUCGUGUAAGUCGGGUUUUACGGAAGUGUGGUCAAUACCAAGAUCUGAUGCUUUUGUCGGCAGGCAUGGAUCGGUCUAUUACGUAUUGUGAUCCUGCGUUUUACGGAAAUUGUGCGAGGGAACUCGGAAAACCUCUAUUUCACGAUUCUGCGGACGUUAGACGUAUCUAUGGGCGGAAGUUUGACUAUACUCUUGUGUUGGAUGGGGACACGGGAGUUCCUACUGGAACUGUUUACGAUUUGAUGAGAAUCGCCGCAGCAUACCCUGAUAAAGGCAUUAUCCAGCCCGCCAUUACACUCAUAUGUAACCGGUGUGAUACUAUGUUCAUGCAUUUAGAAUCCAUGCGACAGUCGAUUUCAGAGCCAAUCAUAAAUGCAUUGACAGAUCUAUUUGGCCAAUCGUCAUACUACGGAAAAGCCUUGAUUAAAAACGAAAUAUACAUUGAGAAAAUUUUGUACUGCGACGGAAAGCUGAUUGAAAGUGUUCCUAUCGACGUUCUUAGCCACGAUACCUUCGAGGCCUCCUUACUUCAUCCGCUAUACGCAGGUUCCGUUUCCCUACAGGAGGCUCCUUCUUACAACUAUGUCACGUGGGAUAUUCGGGAACGCCGAUGGAACCGUGGAGAGAUUCUCAACGCAAUGUACUUCUGGGAUAACUUGUUUGGAAAACCAAUGCGGCUGUUACAAAAAGUCGUCAGAAGAAAAAAGUUCACGGCUACAAAAUUACGGACACGUUCUGAUACAGACUUCAUCAGCUCAUACAUGUGUCAUCUUGCGCUGAGGCAAAUGUUUUUUACAGGUAUAACGUCACUGCCGGCCGGGUAUGCUGCAAAGUAUCGAGGCACGGUAGGUGUUGAAUCUGAUUCAACUCCUUCUGCCAAAUAUGACAAAGGCUUUGUUAUCCCCCCUCCUUCAAGCAGAUUACACACUCGCGAGAGGGCGCGACCGUUUGUCGCAUGGACAGUGCCACUCUCGUACGAUCUCAGCAUUGUUUAG